Molecule: messenger RNA, 1323 nt
Organism: Hypanus sabinus (Atlantic stingray)
Lineage: Eukaryota; Metazoa; Chordata; Chondrichthyes; Myliobatiformes; Dasyatidae
Product: reprimo-like protein
Exons: 1
Coding region: 267-593 (108 amino acids)
Source: RefSeq, a predicted model, not a curated record
AAGGCGUGCCAGACUGAAUGAGCAGAGUGUGUUGAGACCGAAACAACACGAAAAAAAAUUUCCGCGAGCGCACUCGAACGGAGGAACCGUCCGGCCCAAGACCCGGGACACCUCGAUUCCUUCUUCCUUCUGCAAGGGCACCGACUCAACCCGCGAUGCAGGUCUCCAGUUCGCACUGUUAGCAGCCUGAAGACCACCCCCCGCACGCUGCUCUACUCUCCUCUUCACUCCCUGUAAAGACGGGUUCUUGUCUUGCAAACAAAGAAAUGAAUUCUACUUUUUUCAAUCAGACUGUUGUAGAGACAGGAUUGUACUCUGCCAAGGAACAUGGUCUGGGUACGGUUCUUGGAUGUUGUAACCAAAGCGCAGUGACUACUGACGGCUCCCUCAACCUCAAUCAAGAGGAGCAAAAACUCUUUAUUAUGAGAGUGGUGCAGAUCGCUGUACUCUGCGUGCUCUCAUUGACUGUCAUUUUCGGCAUUUUCUUUCUAGGUUGCAACUUAAUGAUCAAAUCCGAGAGCAUGAUCAACUUCCUGGUGAAAGACCGCCGACCCUCCAAGGAUGUAGAAGCUGUGAUAGUUGGCUUGUAUUAGGAGGAGCCCCGCUUCACCUUUUUUUUAAUGAUCAGUGAGCUGGUGCUGAUUGUACACUGUCCGCGGAGCACCUCCCCUGAGGCAGGGAGAGGGACCCGGGGCGGUGAGGUGGUACGGUUAAAGCACGGAUCGGUGGGUUUAAACAAAGAGGGAAACGGAAAAGAGUAAAAUGGUUGCACGUGGUAUAAAAAUCACAUUUUCUUAAAUAGAGUUUCUGGGGAAUUGUUGGAAUUUGCAGAUGGAUGUUUUAUGCCCUUGCUGAGCACGAGAGCAUUAUUUUGCAUGCAGAACCGGGUAAUAAUUAAAAUUUGCAUGAAAAUAUCACAUGUAUAAAGGAUCGGAAUGCGAUACUGGAGAUGGAGCGAGAGGAAAGCGCAAAUCUUACAGUUGGGGUCUAGAAACGAAUAUUGCAUGUGAAGGUAUCUGCCAAUCAUUCUUAAAAUGUAACAUGUAAUGUAUAGGAACUGACUCCGAACUGCGAACUAAAGAAAAAAAUUUAGAACAUUUUGUAAUAUAUUUUCUUGAGGGCCAGUUUUUAAUCGCAUGUUUUGUUUCCGCGAGUCCGGUCGGUGCCUGUUUAAUUCCCUCCUCUCUGUUUUUCUGUCUGGGCUGGUUGUUGGAAUUAAUUGUAGCAUGGUGUCUAUCGUUUCCUUAAAAAGCUCUUGGACUCCACUCGAUGUGACUCCGUUACACUGUACGACUUUUGAAGAUCAUUGUUUUUAACACUGUA